Messenger RNA from Metopolophium dirhodum (rose-grain aphid), 1007 nucleotides. Its product is annotated as transmembrane protein 70 homolog, mitochondrial. The record is from RefSeq and is a predicted model, not a curated record. Gene Ontology annotation, biological process: mitochondrial proton-transporting ATP synthase complex assembly. The transcript is spliced from 3 exons. Gene Ontology annotation, cellular component: mitochondrial membrane. The coding region runs from base 257 to 934 and encodes 225 amino acids. NCBI's taxonomy places the organism in Eukaryota, Metazoa, Arthropoda, Insecta, Hemiptera, Aphididae.
AAAUCUUACUAUUAUCACAGAUUAUAUUAAACUUAAUUUAUAAACUAAAUUAAAGUUUAAACUAAGUUAAGUAAUAACUAAAGUUAUAAAAUCUGUGCUAUUAAGUUCGAAUCUUGUAUUAAUAUUUAAUGAUUUUAAAUUUUCAUUGUAAUUACUAAUUACACAAUACAUCUAAGUCUAGUGUCCACCUUUAUUGCUUAUAGUCCACCCUUUUAUAGAAUAUUUUAAAUCUGUUUAUAUUAUACAUAGUAAGAUAAUGUAUUCUUCAAUCGUAUUUCGAACUUGUCGUAUUUCACAGUUUAGGAGUUGUUUGAACAAAGUAAAUACUCAACAUCCUUUAGCCGCAGCAGUGUGCCUCAAACAUUCAUCCACCGAGUCCAAGAUAAACAGUGUCAAUGUUCAGACUAACGACGCAGAGUGGAAAAACAUCUACAUUGGAACAUUGGGCCCACGAAUCCGUAACUUGAAAAUUGUAUCAUUUAUGACCAGCGCUAUAGGUUUGUGUAUUCAGCCAAUGGUGAUACAAAAAGCUGCAGAAGUGGGCAGUAGUUUAGCAGCCACCAUAGGUGUAUGCACCAUUGCUGGAUUCUUCACAUUUAUUACACCAGCACUCAUUCAUUUGGUAACAAGAAAAUAUGUGACGUCUAUCGAGUAUAACAAAAAAACUGACGAGUACAAUGCCACAAUUAUUUCAUUGUUCUUAAAACCUAAGAAGGUACAAUUUAAACCAUUUGAAGUAAGAUUACCUUUAACACAGAAAUUAACGGUCACAUUUUAUGCAAAAGAAUACCCCCUAUUUGUGGAUCCACAAGCAUUUGAUGACGUAAUGCAUUAUCAACGUAUAUUAGGUUAUGAUAAGCCUUUCACAUUCGAGAAAGAAGAUGAUGAUAAUGUUAUAAGAAAACCUGUAGUUAAGGCUGCUAAUAAGAGUUAAGUUUAAAUUUUACUUAAUAGUUGUUUAUUAUUAUUUUUUGAAUCUGUUUUGUAAAUACAUACAAUUUCAAAUA